Messenger RNA from Gracilinanus agilis (Agile Gracile Mouse Opossum), 399 nucleotides. Its product is annotated as ATP synthase subunit d, mitochondrial-like. Gene Ontology annotation, biological process: proton motive force-driven ATP synthesis. The record is from RefSeq and is a predicted model, not a curated record. Lineage: Eukaryota; Metazoa; Chordata; Mammalia; Didelphimorphia; Didelphidae. The annotation marks the transcript as partial. Gene Ontology annotation, molecular function: proton transmembrane transporter activity. The transcript is spliced from 4 exons.
GCCCGCCUACUCCGGAGAGAUAUUGGUUGGAAGGUGAUUUCCGGUGACGCUUUUUCCGGCUGCUCUCUGCCCAGGCAUAUACGCCGCCGGGGUCGGUGAAGUUCUAAGAUGGCUGGACGAAAGCUUGCUCUGAAAACUAUUGAUUGGGUAGCAUUUGGGGAGGUCAUCCCUAAAAACCAGAAAGCCAUUGCUAAUGCUUUGAAAUCCCAAAAUGAAUUUCUUACUACCAGAUUGGCUGCCCUGCCUGAGAAGCCACAAGCGAUCAACUGGGCUUUCUACAAGGAAAAUGUUGCCAAGCCUGGUCUUGUGGAAGAUUUUGAGAAGAAGUUCAAUGAACUGAAGAUACCCAUACCAGAAGAUAAAUUCACUUCCCUCGUGGAUGCUGAAGAAAAGGAAGAU